Messenger RNA from Puntigrus tetrazona (Sumatra barb), 4104 nucleotides. Its product is annotated as nuclear pore membrane glycoprotein 210-like. NCBI's taxonomy places the organism in Eukaryota, Metazoa, Chordata, Actinopteri, Cypriniformes, Cyprinidae. Gene Ontology annotation, cellular component: nuclear pore. The transcript is spliced from 29 exons. The coding region runs from base 1 to 4104 and encodes 1367 amino acids. The record is from RefSeq and is a predicted model, not a curated record.
AUGCUUUCUUCAGAGAAGGUGUCAUAUGUGCAGUACACGGAGAAGGAGUACUUGUUGCAGUCUCCUGAGCAAUCCGCCGCUCGCUGUCUUAUUAAAGACAAGCUCCAGCGUAUGAGAGUUCAUCUGGACUGGGACGCUGGAAACCCGCCGUUCUCGGACUCUGUGACUAAAACACAACUCGAACCUGUGAAGAUGCUGAACGCUCGUGCGCUCUUUAUUCUGACCUUCAUCUGCGGUUUGACAGACGCCGCCAAACUCAAUAUACCCAAAGUUUUACUACCUCUUGCCAGAAGCACGAAGAUUAAUUUUACACUGGAAGCAACCGAAGGAUGUUAUCGAUGGUCGUCUAACAGGCCGGAGGUGGCCAGUAUCGAGGCGCUGGAUGUGGACGAGCGUCAGUGCUCUCAUAAGGCGGUUCUUCAGGCUCGCUCCACGCAGCCGUCCAGACUCACCAGCAUCAUACUCGCCGAGGACAUCUUGACCGGGCAGGUGCUGCGCUGUGAUGCAAUAGUGGAUGUGAUCAGCGAGAUCCAGAUCGUGUCCACCACGAGAGAGCUUCACCUGGAGGACUCUCCUCUGGAGCUGAAGAUCCAUGCCCUGGACUCCGAGGGAAACACCUUCAGUACUCUAGCCAGUCUGCUGUUUGAGUGGACGAUCGUGAAGGAUGCGAGAUGGCCGUUAUCCUUCACAUCCUUAUUUUUGGUUUUAUGUCUUCUCCUGUUUCUGUCUAGGGUGCUGAGGUUUGCAGAGUCAGCAUACACUCCUCCUGCAUAUAUCUCAGAGAUGGAGAGAGUGGGACAUCAGGGAGAUAUUAUCCUAGUUUCAGGAAUCAAAACCGGUCAUGCCAAGCUCAAAGCCAAAAUACAAGAAGCAAUCUACAAGGAUGUUGGUGCUGCUGAAGUCAGAUUGCUGAUUCUGGAAAAUAUCCUUCUCAGUCCUGCGUAUGACAUUUAUUUGCUUGCUGGCACCUCCAUCAAAUACAAGGUCCAGAAGAUUCGUCAGGGAAAGAUUACAGAGCUGUCCAUGCCCUGUGAUCAGUAUGAGCUUCACCUUCAGAACAGUGUGGUGGCCCCUGAAGGAAAACCAGACGCUCCAGUGGCAGCCCUGGACCGGAGCAGCUCCACGGUGCUUGGGCUUCAGCACGGACACACCAACAUCGUGCUGGACCACAAGAGUCUUGGGAUGCAGGGCGCCUUGCGACUUCCCAACAGCACCAUCUAUGUCGUGGAGCCUGGAUACUUGGCAUUCAAGAUUCACCCUGAGGAUCGCUGGGUCCUUGAGACAGCGAGGAAAUACGAGAUCUUCAUUGAAGUGUUUGAUAAGUCAGGACACAAGAUUUACCUCUCUGAUAAUAUCCGUAUAGAAGCCACGUUCCCCACAGAGUACUUUGAGGUUCUGGACUCGUCUGUUAAUGGAUCUUACCACCAUGUGAAAGCUUUAAAACGUGGUCAGACCAUCAUUGAUGGCACGUUGAAAGCGGUUGUUGAUCAAACAGGAAGUGUCCACGCUCUCUCUGUUCCUGUGCGUAAUGAGCAGGAUGUGGAGAUCUAUGACCCCAUCGUCCUUACUCCUGCCAUCCUCACGUUCCCAUGGCAGCCUAAAGAGGGAGCGUACCAGUACACCAUCAAGGCGACUGGAGGAAGUGGCAACUUCAGCUGGUCAUCCAAUAACUUGGCAGUUGCCACCGUUACAGUAAGAGGCAUGAUGACCACGGUCAGAGACGUUGGAGUCAGUGUGAUUUAUGCCCAUGACAUGAGAAACCCGCUGCACUAUGGAGACAUGAAGGUGUAUGUGAUCGAGCCGGUGGGGAUGGAGUUCAGCCCGUGUGUGGUGGAGGCCCGCGUGGGCUUGAGUCUGGACCUGCCGCUGCGAAUAUUCGGUCAGCUGGCUGGAGAGAGAGUGACUCUCAGCGACUGCUCUCACUUCGACAUGCAGGUGGACAUGGAGAACCACGGCGUCUUUCAGCUGAUGGAGGGUCGACUUCCCCCAGGUCAGGGCUACUGCAGUGGGGUUCGAGUUAAGGCCUUGACCUCCACUUACACCAACCUGUUGGUUAGCUACACCCACAGUAACGUUCACCUCAGUGCGAAGAUCACAGUUGCUGCCUACCCCCCUCUUAGGCCGAUUGACCCAGUGUCUGUGGCUGUGGUGACGCUAGGCUCCUCCAAAGACAUGACGUUUGAAGGAGGGCCCCGACCCUGGGUGCUGGAACCCUCCAGGUUCUUCAGAAACCUGACGGCUGAGGACCACAGCAGCGUCGCACUGUCUCUGUAUGGACCCGCCUCGCGAACAUACUCCAGGCAUCUGGUCAGAGCCACGUGCCAAGCUCUGGGAGAACAGGUCUUAGCAGUGACUGUUGGAAACCAGCCCACUGUGACGAACCCCUUCCCUGCUGUGGAGCCAGCUGUGGUGAAGUUUGUGUGUGCACCUCCGUCACGUCUCACUCUGACACCCAUCUACCUGAACCCUCAGCUGGAUGUGUCCUGCCCUCUGCUGCAGCAGAACAAACAAGUGGUGCCAGUUUCCAAUUACCACAACCCAGAGCUGGAUGUGUCAGCCUUUGACCAGCAGGGCAGGAAGUUUGAUAACUUCAGCUCUUUGAGUAUGAUCUGGGAGUCUUCCAAAGUUUCCCUGGCGAGCAUCGAACCAACCAUGCCCAUGCAGCUACACACACACGAGGAUGACAACAAACAGAAAAAACUCCACGGUCAUCAGAUGGUUCUUGUCCAUCGUGAAUCAGGUGUGGCGGCCAUCACUGUGACCGCAGUCGGCUAUCAAACAUCUCACCUAGAGGCAGCAGCCGUUCUGAGUGGAUUUGAUCCUCUGAGCCCCGUCUUUGCCACUCUUGACCUGCUGUUAGUGGAGGACGUGAGGGUGACCCCUGACACCAUCACCAUAUACAACCAUCCUGAUGUGACGGCCGAUCUGGUCCUGCAGCAGGGUUCGGGUUAUUUCUACGUCAAUGCGAGUGUCCAAGGAAUUGCAGACGUCAUGUUCCAGGAGUCCCAGGGAAUUGCUCAGGUGGUCCCGGCUCAGGCGGGGGUCCUGCAGGUGAUGGUUCAUGACCUCUGCUUGACCUUCCCUUCUCCUGCUACGGCAACAGUUCACAUCUCUGAUAUUCUGGAGGUUUAUGUGCGAGUGGUCGACAAGGUGGAGAUCGGCAAGUCGGUGAAAGCAUAUGUUCGGGUUUUGGAUGGCAACAAGAAGCCUUUCCUGUCCCGAUAUUUCUCUGUCAUGGACCUGAAGCUGAGGGCAGCGUCCUCCAUUAUAUCCCUUCAAGCUCUGCCUGAUUCGUCAGAGGAAGAUACGGACACAUUUCUGGUCAAAGGUCUGGUGAUCGGACAAACUAGCGUGUCUGCUGUUGUCAUAGACAAGAAUGGCAGAAAAAUCACCUCUGCACCCCAGCAAAUCGAAGUAUUUCCUCCCUUCAGGCUAUUGCCUAGGAAAGUCACUCUAAUAGUCGGAGCAAUGAUGCAGAUCACAUCAGAGGGAGGCCCACAACCCCAGUCCAACAUCCUCUUCUCUCUGUCCCACGAGAACAUCGCCUCUGUCAGCUCUCUGGGGCACGUCAAGGGUCUGUCUGUGGGCAACAUGAGCGUGACCGGCGUGGUCCAGGCGGUCGACACAGAAACCGGCAAACUGGUGGUGGUGUCGAAGCCUCUUGAAUGCCUGGGUCAAGAGCUGAUGGAAGAGAACGAGGAGAGCCAAGAACCGAGUGAAGUGGAGGAGGAACAUCUUGACAAACCUGGAGAACAACCUUUGAGUAGCUCAAAGAAUGAAAAGACCUUUUUAAAGAAAAAAAGAGCCAAAAAGAGCCAAGAAAUCACUCGCCUGCACUCAUGCGGGAAGAGCUUCGCACAAUCAUCAAACCUUCAAAAACACAUGAGAAGUCACACCGGAGAGAAGCCGCACACGUGUGUUCAGUGUGGGAGGAGUUUCACAGAAAAACUACAUCUUAAAGUACACAUGAGAAUCCACGCUGGAGAGAAGCCAUACCCAUGCGAUAAAUGUGAGAAGAGUUUCAAGUACCUUAAGAUUCACGUGAGGAUCCACCCCGGAGAGAAGCCAUUCGCAUGUGAUCGGUGUGAAAAGAGAUUCGGUUAA